AUGGAUACUCACGAAGAUCCCCAGGACCAGCAAGACCUGCUCGCUCUCCUAGCACAGAAAUUAUUCAGCAAGGCUGCAUGCGAGGCCGUACUGGAAGGGCGUCUUCCAUUACCGGGACACCUUGGCAACCCAGAUGUCCGACUCUGCCUCGUAGCCGGCAUCCGCCGCCAUGAUGCCCUUGCCCGCUCUGAGCAGCUCACAAGGCUCUGCAAUCUCUCCUUUGAUGGUCCAGAUGACGUCGAUGUCGACGUGUUUGUCCGCGCCCGCAACGCCCGUCUCAUCAUGAGCGGCGAAGUGCCGCCGAUGGGCCAAAUCUCCCGGCCGAACCACCAGCCGUACUGCAUCUGGUACCCCGAUGUCGCUGCCGAAGACACGUACCGUCAACUGGCUACUCUUGUUCCAGCAAUGAGAUACCAGGUCGGCCGCGCCUGUGCCGUGGCCGGCUACGCUGACCUGUACCACGAGCUCGGUCUGCUACCCGACCCUAGCAUUGCCGAGGAAGCCCGCGAGAGCCCGCACGAAGCUUCCCGCGCAAUCUACACAUCCAUCAUGACCGCUCCUGUUCGCUAUGCUGUCAUGAACGACUAUACCCUCACCAUCACGCUCGACUCGCCCCAGCCUGGAGCCGUGCUGAAUGCCGAUACUGCCGUCUUGUCUACGCUGGCAGCCAGGUACAAAUUCGAAAAGACGAUACACAGGGCCGCGCCGCAAUACUACUUCAACAUCACAGAGGAUCUUGGCGUCGGCAUGGAGCAGGUAGACCCCCAGCCGGCAAUCCUCGCGCCUCACGAGGCCGCUUUGCUCACGCAGCCCCUACCACGAGAUCUGCCUACGAUACACAAAGACUUGCUCAUUCUCGUCGCCGCGUACGAAGGCAAUGUCGACCGCUACGCCCGCUUGCGACGUCCUGGCCGCAGCGUUGCAUAUGAGCUUCAUUGCCUGGUGCCUGGGGUCCAUCGCAAUACAGCGAUGGCCAUGUGGUUGAGCCGGCACCCCGAGAUAAUCAAGGUAGUCGAAGAUGACUGGAAUUGGGUUCCACGCGCCCUGCACAGGGCCAUCAAUGCCCGGCACGUCAUGAACGGCUACACAGAUCAUCUGAUGCCCACAGCGGACCCCUUCGUCCCUGACGACGAGCUGCCCUACUGGAUCUGGUACCCGACGAUACCUGCUCCCAGUAUCCUUUACAAGCUUGCCCAAGCCAGACCCGCCAUGCGCCCCCAAUGUGUGCGGGCCUGCAUUGCUGGGGAUUUCAAAAAUACGUAUACCGACAUCAUGAACGAUUACGGGCCGGACGAGUUUGAGCGAGACAAGCGACACGACAGGGUGCCACUUCCCGCUGUGCUCGCCAUAAACGUGGAGGCAGAGCGCUCCGUGAGCCACGAGUGGUAUCUUGAAGACUUGAGCAGACGCCGCGAAGAGCUCGGCAUCACACCCAACAGGCCGUCUCGCAGGGGGCGCAACACCACAAGGUGGCAACUCGAACAUCCCUGGAUGGUCGGGGAUCAGUACUCGGGGGAAGACCUUCUUGCGGGCGGUCUGACUGAUGAUGCGCAGUGCAUCGUCCUCGAGGGCCAGGACUGGGGCAUGUGGGAACUCCUUGGGGCCGAGCUGGGCCGUGUCAGGCGAUUCUCCAUGGUCAUUGUGCGUCAGACAUCAAGUGAAAAGAACCAGCAAGGUGAUGGGGGUCCCUCUGGACCAAUGGCGCAUAUACGGGGACUUCGAUCCAGCUGUCGCGUGGGCAUGACUGCUGUUGCGCUGUUAUUGUCGUUAUCCACAGUUUUGGCCGCCGAUGUGGACGUCGUCACCCCGUUGCUACACAAUGUCCAGCUCCAAUACUGCCCACAGGCUUGCGAGUUUGCAGGCCCAGAUCCGGCAGGGUGGACAACCUAUCACAGUAUGACCGAACUCGAGCUCUGCCAAGAGUCGCCAGUCCUGUUUGUCUUGGCCAUUGAUGCCGACCCGGAGCAUACACGGAUAAAGGCAUGCAGCACGCUAUCGGCCGGCCCUCAAAUGCAGGUCGGGGCGUUCUACGGCCUGCUCAACAACAACGUGACGGCGCAGCCCUCUCCAGAGAUCAUCAUGUCCGAGUUAGCGCUCGGAUCCGGCGAUGAAGAGGGCGGUCGCGAGGGAGCAAACGCUAGGAUGGCUCGCAUCAUGGCCGCGCGAGCGGACAUCAGCGGAGCCGUGUGUGGCCUGGCGAAAACCCACCGCGCCACGCUCGAAAUAAAGACACAGUGGUGGUCGACCUCGUCACAGCACGGAACAGUCGGCACAAGCGCAAGCAGCGGCGGCGGCAUCGCAGAUGCACUGGCAAAGCUCCAGAGGCACUGGGCUAGCGGCGACGCUGGAUGUGGCUACUCGGUCAUGUUUGCACGCUCCGGUGCAAGUGUUGCAACCGUCAUUGCUGGAGGCGACCUGGUCAACUCUGGCGUGGCCGACCUGAUAGACAACAUCGCUGGGCUGCAUGACGACGGCGGAAAUGGCCGUCUCGCCGCACAGGCAUGUGGGCCUCCGCCCGCAGAUGAGGCUGAGGAUUCCACGGCCAGCCUGGCUCGCAUCUUCUUCGACACUCGAUUUGGCCUUUUUGCAGAUGAGGGUGGCGAUGUGGCAUUUCUGCAAGACUCUGUCAAGCGGUACAUGCGCAGCCAGCAGGACUGCAUUGAUUUUGCGGGUGUCGUUAGCGGCUCGGACACAAGCUUGCGGUCCGUCACCGUUCUCGGAGACGCGCUGGAUCUCGAACUGGAGCCGGUGCUGGCGCCAGCGCUGGCCUCUGGAGCUCCUAGUGCCCACCACCGGCAUGGUCGGCAUGGGCCGGGCAUGGCGCAUACACACCAGCAUCAGGCACUGCACCGCCGAGCGACAUGCCGAGACACCCAGGUUGUCUCGGGAGACACGUGCCCGAAGCUCGCAGCCAGGUGUGGGAUUACGAGCAAGGAGUUCAUGGUGUACAACGGCUUGCGCAACAGCACCGACUUCUGCAACAACCUGGCGGUCAAGCAGUAUGUCUGCUGCAGCGCGGGAGACCUGCCCGAUCACACUCCGCAGCCCAACGCGGACGGAACAUGCCAGACGUACACGCUCGCCAUGGGAGACGGCUGCUGGGCCAUCGGAGAUAAGUUCGGCGUCACCGAGGCCUGGAUCGAAGAGGUCAACGCCCGGACGUUCGGCUUUGCCGGCUGCGGAAAGCUCGCGCGCGCGCAGGUCAUCUGCAUCAGCAAGGGAGACCCGCCGAUGCCCGCGUACGAUCCAUCGGCCGUCUGCGGACCUUGGGUCGUCGGCACAAAGCGCCCGGCCAAUUAUGACGACGUGCCUCGGCUCAAUCCGUGUCCCCUUAAUGCGUGCUGCGACGUUUGGGGUCAAUGUGGUACCACGGCUGAGUUUUGCACCAAGAGCGAGGUCAACGGGCAUGUCGGGACCGCGAUGCCAAGCACCAAUGGCUGCAUUUCCAACUGCGGCACUGACAUCAUCAAUAACGGAGCCGGCCCGGCCUCGUUCGCCAAGGUGGGCUAUUUUGAAGCCUGGAACAAGAACCGCCCCUGCUUGAGGAUGGAUGUGACGCAAAUUGACCUCAGCGCAAUCACCCACAUCCACUUUGCGUUCGCCGGCAUAUCCUCGCCAGACUUCAAGGUCACCUUGGACAAAGACGUGCAGGAGCAAUUUGACAAGUUCAAGAACAUGGACUCCAAGGGCGUCAAGAAAAUCCUCAGUUUCGGCGGCUGGUCUUUCAGUACGGACUAUGAUACGGCGCCCAUCUUUGGAACUAGCGUCUCGGCGGCGAAUCGGCAGACUUUUGCAACAAAUGUAGUACAGUUCCUGAAGGACAACAACCUGGAUGGUCUCGACUUUGACUGGGAGUACCCAGGAGCGACUGACAUCCCAGGAUCUGUACCCGGAAGCCCGACCGACGGUGCCAACUACCUGGCCUUUCUACAAGCAGUCAAGAGCAAGCUCCCGGUCGGGAAAACAGUCUCAAUUGCUCUCCCAGCUUCGUACUGGUAUCUGCGGGGAUUUCCAGUCAACAAGAUGGCCACAAUUGUGAACUAUUUUGUUUACAUGACGUACGACCUGCAUGGGCAGUGGGACGCUGGGAGCAAGUGGUCGAACCCGGGCUGUCCGACUGGCAGUUGCCUCCGAAGCCAUGUCAAUCGUACAGAAACGAUCAACGCGCUCAGUAUGGUUACAAAGGCCGGUGCCAGAACGAACCAGAUCAUGCUGGGUGUCUCAAGUUACGGGCGCAGCUUUCGCAUGAAAGACCCCAACUGCACAGGCGUCGACUGCCUUUUCACGGGGUCCAACACUGCGAGCGAGGCCCACCCAGGCUCGUGCACGCGGACUAGGGGCUAUAUCUCUGAUGCGGAAAUUGCCAAUAUCAUUGCGGCAGACGAGACUGGGAGAGUCACAACAUGGUUGGAUCAGCGGUCGGCUUCGAACAUCAUGACCUGGGACGGCAACUGGGUCGCGUACAUGGACAAGGACCAAAAGCUGGCGCAGACGCGAUGGGCAGAGGCGUUGAAAUUGGGCGGGACGACAGACUGGGCCAUCGACUUACAGACGUGGCACGAAGCUGUCGCGGGCGAUACAUCAGGUGGCGAGAAUAUAUACGGCAAGGUUGUGGAGUGCACAGCAACUUUCAACAGCCUCGACGCUCUGGAACUCUCUGCCUCCGCCGGCUCGGUCCCUCCAUCUUGUCUGCCAAUAUACCUGCUCGAGACACUUACGACUGAGCUUGACCACAUCAUCGCUACAUACGAGGACACAAAUAACAAUUAUGAAGGCAAGUUCGCCCAUUACGCCGACUACGUCGCGAGCCUGGUGGAUCCGAAGCUUAAUGUGUGGAUGGACAACUUCAACUACGACGAGACAGAAAAGAAAGGGCUUGGCAACAAAUACUUCAACUGCAAAUACAAAUCGGCGCUGGCAAGCGGUUGGGAGUACGAGGGCCCUUGCCCGGUCCCUAGUCGCGCGAUGCAACAGGGCGGUCAGGGCGACCCGGAGCACGAUCCCGAAUCGUGGACCAUUACUUACACUCUGCGCGACGAGCAGGGGUACAAAAAGGCACUUUCAGACGACCUUGGAAUAUCUCCAGAUUGGAUAGUCUGGGGUUCUCGGGAUCGCGGCGUGCCUCACGUGUGCGAACGUCCGACCCUAUGUACCGACCAGUAUCAUCAAUACCUCAACGGGAACUUCCCGCGCAAGGCCCAACAGAUCACUGUGACUGAUCCCAAAACCAUCUGGGACUCGGCCAUGGCCAAUAUCGGCGGUUUACGCGACCAGUUUGCUGCCGCAAUCCUCAGUGUCAGCCUUGGCCUGUACGACCCCAAGCACGAUCCCAUGGAAGCUGCCAUUGCCUUGGCCGUUCCGGUGCAAAUGCUUGCGCAGGCGCGCCAGAGUAUGGAACAGGUCAAGGAGAUCGGCGGCGAGAUUGAAGAACGGGAGAAAAAGGAGCAUAUUCUGCUCAUCGUCACAAUUGUGCUGAUGGUGUUCCCCUUUGUAGCCGAAAUUGGUUUGGAGAUUGCGGGUCUGGCCACCAUGGCAAGGUUGGCCAUGAUCGCUGGAGAGAUCGCCAACGGUGCCCUGUCUGUGAUUGACAUUAUGGAAGAUCCUUCCUCGGCGCCUAUGGCCAUCAUGGGGAUGCUCUUGGGCGCUGCGGGAGCUGGCAAAGGCAAGACACUAGAGACAAACAUGGAAGAGGCGGUCAAGACUAAGAACCUCAUGGACGCUGGCGCUGUGGCGAAGAUGGGUAAUACAUUCAAGAUCAUGGAUGAUAAAGUCAGAGAAAUCAGCAAGUCUUGUUCAAGGUAG
Messenger RNA from Microdochium trichocladiopsis, 5802 nucleotides. RefSeq lists its product as uncharacterized. Lineage: Eukaryota; Fungi; Ascomycota; Sordariomycetes; Xylariales; Microdochiaceae. The record is from RefSeq and is a predicted model, not a curated record. Gene Ontology annotation, molecular function: hydrolase activity, hydrolyzing O-glycosyl compounds; chitin binding. The coding region runs from base 1 to 5802 and encodes 1933 amino acids. Gene Ontology annotation, biological process: carbohydrate metabolic process. The transcript has 3 exons.